Musca vetustissima is the source of this 837-nucleotide messenger RNA. RefSeq lists its product as uncharacterized. Lineage: Eukaryota; Metazoa; Arthropoda; Insecta; Diptera; Muscidae. Gene Ontology annotation, molecular function: G protein-coupled receptor binding. Gene Ontology annotation, cellular component: cytoplasm. The record is from RefSeq and is a predicted model, not a curated record. The transcript is spliced from 3 exons. Gene Ontology annotation, biological process: signal transduction; G protein-coupled receptor internalization. The annotation marks the transcript as partial.
GAAGCCUUGCUGAAACGUUUGGGUGAGGGUGCCCAUCCCUUUACAUUGACCCUGACCGCCCAGGCACCACCCAGCGUACAAUUAGUGCCGGCGAAACGUUACUAUGGAGCACCAAUUGGUACCAGUUAUGAUGUUCGCUGUUUUAUUGCCGAUAAAACUGAUGAAAAAUUCCAUCGUCGUGCUUCCGUUAAAAUGGGUGUUCGUGUCAUCUACCGCACUGAUGUUUUCAAUCAUGGCAUUCAUGGUCCGGAAAAUUUUGCAGCUCUCUUUAACAAUCCCGUUUCCUCGCCACCCGUUACAUUGGCCUGCACCCAGACCACAGCCGUUGCCUCGUCUUCAUCAAAUACCAGCACAUCGGCAGCAGCGUCAGCGACAUCUCAUCAUUCAAAUUCAGCGGAAGCAGUGACAGCACAUGGCCAUCAUGACUCGUCAACAUCAGCAUCCUCAGCAACAGUGGCACCCUCAUCCACCGCCUCGUGUGGCGGCAAAAGCCGCAAAUCUGAACGUGGAGAUUCAUUUCCCAAAUUACGUCUAUCACCGAAAUCCUUUCGUUUUAGCAGCCGUUUUGGUCGCAGCAAAAGCGAAGUGGAAAAGUGUCCCAGUGAUCCAUUUUACAAUUAUAGUAAAUCAUUUCAGGAGUAUGACAGUGUAGCCGGUGUUACCAGCUGCCCCAGCACCGGUGGGCCACAAGGUGCCGUGGACAAACCUUUCCUCCUGCAAGAUGGUCGUGUCGGAUUACGUGCCAGUUUGGAUAAGGCCUGGUAUACCCAUGGCGAAGAUGUCUGUGUGACCAUAAAUAUACGCAACGAUAGCAGGAAGACAGUACGCAAAGUUCGG